Molecule: messenger RNA, 1666 nt
Organism: Chrysoperla carnea
Lineage: Eukaryota; Metazoa; Arthropoda; Insecta; Neuroptera; Chrysopidae
Product: zinc finger protein 93-like
Exons: 2
Coding region: 40-1584 (514 amino acids)
Biological process (GO): regulation of transcription by RNA polymerase II
Cellular component (GO): nucleus
Molecular function (GO): DNA-binding transcription factor activity, RNA polymerase II-specific; zinc ion binding; RNA polymerase II transcription regulatory region sequence-specific DNA binding
Source: RefSeq, a predicted model, not a curated record
UUGUCAAUAAAUCAAAAUUGAAUCCCAAGUGUAAUAAUAAUGUUCGAAUUUGAUAAAAUUUGUCGAACUUGUUCGUCUUCAGACGGUGAAUUACAUCCACUGUUUGAUAAUUUUCAAUUUAAUGUAACUGAAAUGUUAACGGACAUUGUUAAUAUCAGGGUAUUCGAAAAUGAUAAUUAUCCACAAAAUAUUUGCAUAAAUUGUUUGGAUAAAUUAUAUUCAGCGUACAAUUUCAAACAACAAUGUCAAGAAACUCGAAAAAAGUUUGAAGAGUAUUUAAAUAAUUUGGAUACUAAAGAUAAUUUCGAUAGCAUUCACGAAGAAAAGUAUUUUAUUGUAAAAGAGGAUAACGAAUUGUCGAAUUUCGUAGAAGUUAAACAGGAAAAAGUUUUUGCGAACGAGGAUAUCGAAUCGUCGAAUAAUUACGAAAAAAAUGAAUUUCUGAUUGAUAACAGCUACGAAGAAGGAAUAGAAAAUGAAUCAUCGAAUUACUGCAAAGACGAACCAAAAGAAGGUGAUAAUUCCAGCGAAGAAAAUUAUUUCAAAGAAGUCGAAUAUGAAGAAUCAUCGAAUCACAGCGAAGACGAAUCAAAAAUAAGCAUCAAAAAAAUACGAAACAAAAAUGUACCGCGAAGUGGAACUUGUGAAAUCUGUAACCAAACUGUAACGAAAUUAUACGAACACAUGCGAAAACAUACGAAAGAAAAACCGUACAAAUGCGAAACUUGUGACAAACGAUUUUCGUUGAGUUCAAACUAUAGUCGACAUUUACGGAUUCAUCGCGGUGAAAAACGUUUUGGUUGUGACAUCUGUCAGCGCAGUUUUACGCAAAAGCAUACUUUACGAGCGCAUCGAUGUCUGGGUGAGCAACGGAAACCUCGAACACCUACAGAAUACAAACCGAGAGGGACGGGUUUAGUUACUGUUACGAAUGAAGAAGGAAAAAAACGAUUUUUAUGUAGCUUUUGUGGGAAAAGUUUCGCACAUCGUCAAGGAUUGGUUACGCACAGGGUCGUGCACACCGGCGAGAGACCUUAUAAAUGUGCUGUUUGUGAGAAAACGUUUGCAUACAGUGCUACAUUACGGGUUCACGAACUGACUCACACCGAUGAAAAACCUUUUAAAUGUUCUUUUUGUGAGAAAAUGUUUAAAGUUCGAUCGCAUUGUUUGAGUCAUGAAAAAAGUCACACCGGAGAGAAACAAUAUAAAUGUUCGUUUUGCGAACGAGAAUUUAUACAUCGUAGCACGUGGAAAAGUCAUGAAUUAAUUCACACGGGAGAGAAACCAUACGAAUGUCAGUUUUGUAUGCAGAGAUUUCGUCAACAACAACAAUUAACCAGCCAUUUACGCACUCACACGGGCGAUAAACCAUUUAAAUGUCAAUAUUGUGAUCAACAUUUUGCGCUGAGGGGUAAUUUAACUGUACAUGAGCGUAUUCACACGGGAGAAAAACCAUACAAGUGUACGAUCUGUUCGGAAGGAUUUUACGAGUCACGUAGUUUAAAGAAACAUGAAAAAAAACAUUUGUUAACUGAAGAAGUUCGACAAAAUGAGGAAUCAUCGAAUCAAUCGAAUGCAUCUUAAAAAAUAACGAAAAUUGAAAGAAAAAAAAAUUAAUUUUAUGUAAUUUUCUUGUAUUUUUAAAAUAAAUUAAUUUAAAAACGUU